Molecule: messenger RNA, 1170 nt
Organism: Limulus polyphemus (Atlantic horseshoe crab)
Lineage: Eukaryota; Metazoa; Arthropoda; Merostomata; Xiphosura; Limulidae
Product: coiled-coil domain-containing protein 1-like
Exons: 1
Coding region: 1-1170 (389 amino acids)
Source: RefSeq, a predicted model, not a curated record
AUGAGGCUUUAUGGGAUACAUUUUAAAAUAAUAUUUUGCAGAGACGGUGAUAAUAACUGUAACGCGGUCCUGGAUCUUCUUGACAGAGACGGUGAUGAUAACUGUAAAGUGAUUCUGGAUCUUCUUGACAGAGACGGUGAUGAUAACUGUAAAGUGAUUCUGGAUCUUCUUGACAGAGACGGUGAUGAUAACUGUAAAGUGAUUCUGGAUCUUCUUGACAGAGACGGUGAUGAUAACUGUAAAGUGAUUCUGGAUCUUCUUGACAGGGAGGGUGAUGAUAACUGUAAAGUGAUUCUGGAUCUUCUUGACAGGGAGGGUGAUGAUAACUGUAAAGUGAUUCUGGAUCUUCUUGACAGAGAGGGUAAUGAUAACUGUAACGCGGUCCUGGAUCUUCUUGACAGAGACGGUGAUGAUAACUGUAAAGUGAUUCUGGAUCUUCUUGACAGGGAGGGUGAUGAUAACUGUAAAGUGAUUCUGGAUCUUCUUGACAGAGACGGUGAUGAUAACUGUAAAGUGAUUCUGGAUCUUCUUGACAGGGAGGGUGAUGAUAACUGUAAAGUGAUUCUGGAUCUUCUUGACAGAGAGAGUGAUGAUAACUGUAAAGUGAUCCUUGAUCUUCUUGACAGAGAGGGUGAUGAUAACUGUAAAGUGAUCCUGGAUCUUCUUGACAGAGAGGGUGAUAAUAACUGUAACGCGGUCCUGGAUCUUCUUGACAGAGAGGGUGAUGAUAACUGUAAAGUGAUCCUGGAUCUUCUUGACAGAGAGGGUGAUAAUAGCUGUAACGUGGUCCUGGAUCUUCUUGACAGAGAGGGUGAUGAUAACUGUAAAGUAAUCCUGGAUCUUCUUGACAGAGAGGGUGAUGAUAACUGUAAAGUGAUCCUGAAUCUUCUUGACAGAGAAGGUGAUAAUAACUGUAACGCGGUCCUGGAUCUUCUUGACAGAGAGGGUGAUAAUAACUGUAACGUGGUCCUGGAUCUUCUUGACAGAGAGGGUGAUAAUAACUGUAACGUGAUCCUGGAUCUUCUUGACAGAAAGGGUGAUAAUAACUAUAAAGUGAUCCUGGAUCCUCUUGAAAGAAAGAGUGAUGGUUACUAUAAGGCAAUACUGGAUCUUCUUGACAGAGAGACUGUUGAGCUAGCCACUCGUCUAAUCCCCCCUAAAAGGGUUUAA